UAAAAAGAAGGGAAGCUGCCGGCCAUGGCGUACCCUGCCCCAGCCUAACACUGGGAACCUGUGUGGGGCGCCAGAGUCCGGAAGAGAAGCUUCGUGCUCAGCAGGACCGUGGGCGCCAGCCAGACAACCAGGAAGCGCAGCCCUCCCCUUAGCUGACUCUGGUGCUCUCUUUAGGCGGUCUUCACUAUCAACUGCACAGCGGACAGAGGCAGAGGAACGCAGAACCUUCUCACACAGCAGGAUAAAAAGGUGAAUUUGGAGCUGACAUGCAAAUAUAUCUUGUCAUAUAUUUCUCUGGCUUUGAUGUCAGAAUGCAGGCUUCUCCAUUUCGAAUGAGUCAACUAACUCCACCUGAAGAACUUCAUACUGUUGCCUAUGUGUUUACAAAUGGUGGGCCGCAAAUGAGGAGUGAUGAAGUAAAUCCGGUUGCAAAAGGACAUCAAAGCAAAAAGAAACAUUCCAGAAAAUCUAAGAGACACUCUUCAUCUAAGAGAAGGAAGAGUAUGUCCCUGUGGUUAGACAAACAGGAAGAUGCUGCAGUCACUCACAACAUCCAUGAAGAGAAGAUAAAUAACAGCCAACCAGCAACUAAUAACAUCUUGUCAACUGCUCCACCAUGGCUUGGUUUUCCUGAUGCUACCAUCACUCACAACAUCUGUGAAGAGAGGAUGGAAAAUGGCCAAUCCCAAACUGAUAAAGUCUUCUCAACUGUUUCCCCAUGGCUUGUUCAUAGGGCUGCAGCUGGUAUUCCAUCCAUGAGUACCAGAGAUCUGUAUUCAACUGUUCCUCACACUAUCUGUGAAUAGAAGAUAAAAAAUGAACAAAUAGCACCUGAUAAAUUCUUGUCUACUAUUACAGCGGGGCUUAUGAAUUUCACAUGGGCUGGUAUUUCACUCAUGAGUACCAGGAAUCAGUAUUCUACCGUCACUCGCAAUAUCCGUGAAGAGAGAAUGGAAAAUGGUCAACCCCAACCUGAUAACAUCUUGUCAACUGGUCCCACAGGACUUAUUAAUAUGGCAGCAACUCCUAUUCCAGCCACAAGUGCCAGAGAUCUCUAUGCUACAGUCACUCACAAUGGCCGUGAACAGAAGAUGGAAAAUGUCCAACCAGCACCUGAUAACGUGCUAUUGACUCUUCGACCACAGCUUAUUAAUAUGGCAGCCACUGGUAUUUCAUCCAUGAGUACCAGGGAUCCGUAUAUCACCGCCACUCACAAUGUCCAUGAGGCGAAGAUGAAAAAUGACCAACAGACACCUGAUAACUCCUUGUCAACAGUUCCACCAGGGUGUACUAAUCUGUCAGGAGCUGGUAUUUCAUCCAGGAGCACCAGGGGUCUGUAUUCUACUGUCAUUCACGAUAUCCAGGAGGAGGAAAUGGAAAAUGGUCAAAUCCCUCCUGAUGGCCUCCUGUCAAAUUCUGAUUUACCAGAGCUUAUAAAUAUGACAGGACAUCGUAUGCCACCCAAGGCGUUGGGUUCUUUCUCUUACGACUUCACAAGUCUCAGCAAAGAUGAGCUGCUUUACAAACCUGAUAGUAAUGAAUUUGCUGUAGGCAUCAAAAACUACAGUGUCUCUACAGGUGACCCACCAGUCACAGCAAUGCCUUCAGUGGAAACUGUGCCAAAUACACCACAAAUGUCUCCUGCCAUGGCAAAGAAAAUUAAUGACGAUAUAAAAUAUCAACUAAUGAAAGAAGUUCGAAGGUUUGGGCAAAAUUAUGAAAGAAUUUUCAUUUUGCUUGAAGAGGUACAAGGAUCUAUGAAGGUCAAGAGACAAUUUGUUGAAUUUACCAUCAAGGAAGCAGCAAGGUUUAAAAAAGUUGUCUUAAUUCAGCAACUCGAGAAGGUGCUUAAAGAAAUAGAUUCCCACUGCCAUCUCAGAAAAGUUAAGCACAUGAGAAAAAAAUAAUUGUGUUAGUGCAAAGACCAAGGAGAAACAAGAACAUAUGCUGUAGGAUGGAACAGGUUAUUGCUGAAGCUCUCUAUAAUUCUGAAGUGAUUUCCCUUCCAAAAGCUACGAAAAAGGGAGCUGUUUAAAUUUAAUAAAUCACUGUUAGUAAAAGCUGC
Molecule: messenger RNA, 2065 nt
Organism: Mandrillus leucophaeus (drill)
Lineage: Eukaryota; Metazoa; Chordata; Mammalia; Primates; Cercopithecidae
Product: sarcoma antigen 1-like
Exons: 12
Biological process (GO): snRNA 3'-end processing
Cellular component (GO): integrator complex
Source: RefSeq, a predicted model, not a curated record